CCACAGGCCGCCGCGUCUGGACUGCCACACCUUGAACACGAGACCUUCUGAAUUGGCCGUCUGCUACGCUUAGAAAUUACUGGCUGUUCAGUGACAAACACUAUGGGGAUAUGGAACUGGAUGAGUAGGGUGCGGGAGCCUCAAUGCUGUGAAGAGGUUUCAGGGAGUCGUUCGAGCCAGGCCGAAUUUACAUUCCAAGCAGUUUCUAUAGGCCUGCUAAUAGGCUGCUUGCUGUGCUUCACGAACUUGUACUUUGGAUUGCAGACGGGAUGGAUUAGCAUGAUGUCACUUCAAUCCGCCCUGAUCGGUUUCCUGUUAUCCAAGAUGCUUCCAACCCCGCUGUCCCCGCAAGAGAUAAUCGUAGUGCAGACCACUGCAGUUGCAACCGGCACGAUGCCACUUGCAGCGGGGUUUGUUGGAAUUUUGCCUGCACUAGGUCUACUAGAGGAAGAAAAGGACGGGAGUCCGCCGAUUAAACUUUCGUGGCUGGCUGCCGUAGGAUGGUCAUGCUCAGUUGCGUUUUUCGGAGUAUUCUUGUCACCUCCCAUCAGAAAGCAAGUUAUCAUCAAAGAGCAACUGGCGUUCCCAUCUGGCACAGCGACCGCUCAGCUGAUUUCAGUCCUACAUCGAAUGCCCCCUCCUGACACAACGUUGCGACGCCGUUCCGGCUAUAGGGCAAUUGAUACAGAAGAUUUGAGAGAUCAAACCACUGUCACGGACGAACCUGAGAAUCAUCAGGAAGCCGCAGAGGACGACUUUGACGUACGUGACGAAAGAGAGGUUGUUCAGCGAGAAGGCUGGGAAGAUCUGCUCUUGAGUUUCCUUGCUUCCGGGGCAAUGACUCUCGCCGCGUAUUUUUUCCCGAUCGUCUUUGCGAUUCCAAUAUUCGGGAAGUACCUAGCCAGAGAAUGGCUUUGGUCAUUUACUCCUAGUUUGUCGUAUGUCGGUCAAGGCAUUAUCAUGGGUUUCCCAACCACCUUGAGCAUGAAUUUGGGCAUGCUUGUGGGUUGGGGUAUUCUAUCGCCUUUGUCGAAGUACUCUGGGUGGGCUCCUGGUCCAGUCGGCGACAUGUCUAUCGGCGCGCGUGGCUGGAUCCUCUGGGUUUCUUUGGCCAUUAUGUGUGCCGACUCCCUCGUUUCUCUUCUUCCUCUUGUCUAUGAGUGUUGUACCAAACUAGUGGCUUUGUAUGGACCAGCAAAGUCUGGAGACAAUGAAGAAACGCAGGAAGAUCAUGAAGUUGAAACUGCUGACCGACUUGUCCCAAUGAAGUGGGUCAUUAACGGUCUUAUAAGCAGCAUAUGCGUUGGGACGAUUUUGGUUUGGAUGGUAUUUGGGAAUGAUGGGAUCAAACCAUGGGCAACCCUCAUUGGUUUCAUGAUGGGUGGAUUGCUCAGCAUUCUGGGGGUGCGGGCAUUGGGGGAGACCGAUUUGAAUCCUGUGAGCGGACUUGGGAAGAUCUCACAACUUCUCUUUGCUUGGAUACAACCUGGCAAUGUGGUUGCAAACAUCAUCGCUGGAGGUGUUGCAGAAGCUGGCGCUCAACAAGCUGGAGACCUUAUGCAAGACCUCAAGACUGGCCAUCUAAUACGUGCUUCCCCGAGAGCUCAAUUCUAUGGUCAACUUAUCGGAUCGUCAUUAUCAAUCAUUGUUUCAGCGACGGCCUAUACCCUAUACCAGCGAGCGUAUACGAUACCUGGUCCCUCUUUUCCUGCACCGACUGCGUACGUUUGGCUCAGCCUGGCUCGCCUUCUCCGAGAUGGACAACUUCCUCAAAAUAGCGCCUCCUUCAUGGUGCUGUUUUCAAUAAUCUUCGGCGUCAUCGCAGCUGUCAAAGUCAUGGCUACACAACGCGCGCACCCCUAUACAAAGUGGAUCCCUUCUGGCAUCGCAUUCGCUAUCGGCUUUCUCAACACCCCAUCUUUCUCUUUGGCACGUUUGAUCGGCGGGAUCAUUGAAUUCAUCUACCACAAACGCGCUACAAAAUCUGGAGGCGCGGAUAUCAGGCUGAUUGUGAUUGCAAGUGGCUUUGUGUUGGGUGAGGGAGUGAUCAGCGUGAUUUCGUUGGUGCUGAAGACGUACGGAGUGGGCGUGGCGAGUUGCUGGGGCUGUUCUGGGGGGAUAUGUGCUAGCUGCCCUGCAUAGGGUCGAAUUAGAUUUUGACACAGCGCGAAUGGACGCACGCGGUCCUAUUUUCUGUAGCUUUCGUAUUGCUUUGCGACGCUUGAAAUGCAUUGUUUUCGCAUUGAUGUUGGUGCCGGCCGAAAUGAAGAUGGGG
Messenger RNA from Suillus paluster, 2275 nucleotides. RefSeq names its product OPT oligopeptide transporter protein-domain-containing protein. Gene Ontology annotation, cellular component: fungal-type vacuole membrane. Bases 103 to 2142 code for a protein of 679 amino acids. Lineage: Eukaryota; Fungi; Basidiomycota; Agaricomycetes; Boletales; Suillaceae. Gene Ontology annotation, molecular function: 2 iron, 2 sulfur cluster binding; oligopeptide transmembrane transporter activity. The record is from RefSeq and is a predicted model, not a curated record. The transcript has 12 exons.